Messenger RNA from Corythoichthys intestinalis (scribbled pipefish), 5664 nucleotides. It is a transcript of the gene tmem86a, whose product is annotated as transmembrane protein 86A. Bases 96 to 809 code for a protein of 237 amino acids. Gene Ontology annotation, cellular component: membrane. The record is from RefSeq and is a predicted model, not a curated record. The transcript is spliced from 3 exons. NCBI's taxonomy places the organism in Eukaryota, Metazoa, Chordata, Actinopteri, Syngnathiformes, Syngnathidae. Gene Ontology annotation, molecular function: hydrolase activity.
AAGACAAAAACAAUCAGCAGGCAGGCAUCUCUGUCCGUAGCCCAACAAGAGAGGUUAAAUCCGGGGAGCUCGUCACGGCUCGGCUCCUUCUCGAAAUGGUUUCCCCGGUCACCGUGGUGAAGAGCGAAGGCCCCAAGCUGGUGCCCUUCUUCAAGGCCACCUGCGUCUACUUUGUCCUGUGGCUGCCGACGUCCAGUCCGUCCUGGUUCAGCGCGCUGAUCAAAUGCCUGCCCAUCUUCUGCCUGUGGGUCUUCCUGCUGGCGCACGGCUUGGGCUUUUUGCUUGCUCGCUCCGGCGCCCGCAAGAUCCUGGCCGGGCUCAUCUUUUCCGCGCUGGGUGACGCCUUCCUCAUCUGGCAGGAGCAAGGCUACUUCGUCCACGGUCUCCUGAUGUUCGCCAUCACCCACAUCCUGUACUCAUCGGCCUUCGGGAUGAAGCCCACCAACGCGCGGGCGGGGCUGGCCAUCGGCGCCGCCUCGGGCGCCUGCUACCUGCUGCUCUACCCGUACCUGCGGGGCCCCUUCACCUACCUGGUGGCCGUCUACGUGGCCCUGAUCGGCUUCAUGGGCUGGCGGGCGGUGGCGGGCCUGCGGCUGGCCCGCGACCUGUGGACAUGGACCGAGCUGUCGGCCUGCCUGGGCGCCGUCCUCUUCAUGGCGUCCGACCUGACCAUCGCCGUCAACAAGUUCUGUUUCCCCGUGCCGCACUCGCGGGCCAUCAUCAUGGCCACCUACUACGCCGCCCAGAUGCUGAUCGCCCUCUCGGCCGUGGAGUGCCAGGACGCCGAAGCGGCGCGCAAGAGGGUAUGAUUCGGCGCUCUCGAAAGACCGCCGCCAAAAUCAUUCCCGUUUCCAUUUCAAAUACGGAAGUAAAUCGGACUUUGAAUUUCUCACGCCAGCUUUCUUUUCACAAUCGAAAUGAAGCCUUAAAAGAAAAAAAAAAAAAUCAGUUGUGCAAAUUCGGUUGCAAAAGUUCAGUCUAAAUUUCUCCAGGUGGAUUUUUGCAUCAAAUUCUGCUGCAAAAAAAUUGAUAAAAUAUGGCUGAAUUUUGAUGCUGUUAAAAUCCAAAAAUCCAGUCACAAAAAAAUGAGUCCUCCAAAAAAAAAUACCGCUAUAAAAAAUGUGGACUGACGUUUUUGCAGCAGAUUUUUUUUCUUUUUAUCUUCUUAAUUUUUUUGUGGCAGAUUUUUUUUUUUUGUGUGGACCGAAUUUUUUUUUGAUGCUGGGGAAAAAAAACCAAACAUAAAAACAAAUUUAGUCGCGAAAAAAUUAGUUGAAAGAAAUACAGCUGCAAAAAUUUGGACUGACGUUUUUGCAUCAGAUUUUUUUUUUGUCUGAUUUUUUUGUGGCAGAAUUUUUUUUUGAUUGAAUUUUUUGCCGCACAAUUUUGAUGGUGUUAAAAACUGCUGAGUCCUAAAAAUUCAGCCGCAAAAAAUGAGUUGAAAAAAUACAGCUACAAAAAUUUGGAUUGAUGUUUUUGCAUCAGAAUUUUUUUGGGACUGAAUUUUUUGCUGCAGGAUUUUGAUGCUAGAAAAAAAACAGUCAAAAAAAAUUUCGGUAGCACAAAAUGAGUUGCAAAAAUACAGGCCAAAAAAAAUUGAAAUGAUGUUUUUGCAUCAGAUUUUUUUUUUUGUCUGAAUUUUUUGACACAGAAUUUUGUUGCUGUUAUGAAAUUGCAGAGUCCUGAAAAUCCAGUCACAAAAAAUGAGUUGAAGAAAUACAGCUACAAAAGAUUGGUCUGACAUUUUUGCAGCAGAAUAUUUUUUUGACUGACUUUUUUGUGGCAGUUUUUUUUUUGACUGAUUUUUUUGCCGCAGAAUUUGAUGCUGGAAAAAAAACUGUAAUAAAAAAAAUUGGUCGCACAAAAUGAUUUGCAAAAAUACAGCCAAAAAUAUGAGCCGGCGUUUUUGCAGCUGAUUUAUUUAUUUAUUUUUAUUUUUUGGACUGAAUUUUUUGCGGUACAAUUUUGAGGUCGGGGGUGAGGGGAGACAGUAAAAAAAAUCAAACACAAAUAAUAUAGCCAUAAAAAUUUGGACUGGAAGUUUGAAAAUGAAAAUUUUUAGGCAUUUUUUUUUUAAGUUUCAAAUUUCAUUCCCAAAAAAUAGCUGUAUUUUAAGGCUGAACUUCUGACAACUGACUUUUCACGACUCCUAUUUUUUUGUUCCGCUAAUUUUGAUGCUGAAGAAAUGUAUUGGAAAUUCAAACUCUGUUAGUGCAGAUUGACAAUUCCAAUUGACUUUGAAAUUCUAACAGCAAAUUUUUCUUUCAGCCACCAAGAAAAAAAUCUAGAAAUCUUAUCAUGUAUGUGGGAGCUUUGCUUUGCAAUUAGCAUACAAAAGAAGCUGAAAGGAGUAGGAGUCCUGUCUAAAUGUGGCUUUUCUGAUGGGUCAUUGACCCGUCCAGUCGGUCGCGUAGUGAUGACUUUGCUCAUUUUUUUUUUCUCCCAAGCGCAAAAAAAGUCGCCGGAUUGUUUGUUCCUCAAUCUGCUUUCGGCCCGUCAGCACGCUCGGCGUAGCGUCAGCAAUUCGGGAGUCUCCUGCUCGUGUCCUCUCACUGGGCAAAAAAAAAUGAGGCAAAUACAUUAUCGCCACUGAAAUGUUGAGAGUAAAAGUAAUAACAACGGAGGAUAUUCAACUCAUUGUUCGAAGCGGAGGGUUGACAGCGCUGGCACCCUCCCGCUUCAAGAGGAUCGGAUGUCUAAACUCAUUCAAAUGGAUGACCGAAGCACGGAAAGAGCUUUCGUCGCCCCUAUCUGAGGCCAUUUCAGUUCCCUUCAAAGUCAAUGCAAGUCAUAACUAUUGAGCUUAUUUGUCAACCGAAUAUGAUCUAAUUAAUGUCAAAGCAUCUUCCAUUGGCUGCCGUCGACGGAGAUAGACGUCCGAGCGGUCCGAAGCGGGAGGAUUGGCUGCGGAUGAACGAACGCCAGAAACAAAAUUAACAACUGAGCCCAAAUCAAUAGGAAGUGACCUAAAAUGAACAGGGAGUGACCCGUAAAUAGGCCCAAAACAACAGGAAAUGACCUGGAUGUGGCCAAAAUAUACAGGAGGUUACCCUGAAGUGUCCAAAAAUCGAUAGGAGGUCAGCUAUGAACAAUAUAAGGUGACCCAUAAAUGCCCCAAAAUGAAAAGUAAGGGAUCCAUAAUCACAAUUGACCUAAAAUGUCCCAAAAACAACAAGAGGCCCAAAAUAGACAGGAAGUGACCUGUAAAUUCCACAAAAUCAACAAAAAAAGACACCAAAAAAUGCCCCUAAAUUUAAAGAAAGUGACCCAUAAACCUAACCUAAAAAUUUGAAAUGAGGUUUUUGCUGUGUUUUUUUGAGGCAGAUUUCUUUUUUUGGACUGAUUUUUUUUUACAGCUGGAUUUUGAUGCGCUAAAAAACCCAAUCCAGUCGCAAAAAAUGAGUUGAAAAAAUACAGCUAUAAACAUUUGGACUGAUGUUUUUGCAGCAGAAUUUUUUUGGACUGAUUUUGUUGCUGCAGAAUUUUGAUGCUGGGGAAAAAAACAGCAAAAAAAAACAAUCAGCCGCCUAAAAUGAGUUGCAAAAAUACAGCCACAAAAAUUUAAAAUGACGUUUUUUUUUUACUGAUUUUUUUGUGGCAGAUUUUUUUUUGGACUGAUUUUUUAGAGCUGAAUUUUGAUGCUGAGUCCUAAAAAUCCAGUUGCAAAAAAGGAUUUGAAAAAACACAGCUACAAAAAUUUGGACUGCCGUUUUUGCUGCAAUAUUUUUUAUGCUGGUGGGAAAAAAAGAGUAAAAAAAAAUCUGUGCCAAAAAAAGGAGUAAUACAGCCACAAAAAUUUGGACUGGAGUUUGCAAAUGAAUUUUUUUAGUAGGAUUUUAUUUAUUUAUUUUUUUUACGGCUGAAUUUUGAUGCUCUAAAAAAACUGCAAAGUCCCAUGAAUACAGUCGCAAAAAAUGAGUUGAAAAAAAUACGGCUACAAAAAUUGGCAUGACGUUUUUGCAGCGGAAUUUUUUUUUUGAUUGAAUAUUUUUGUGGCAGAAUUUUGAUGCUGGAAAAAAACAGUAAAAAAAAUUGGUCGCACAAAAUGAGUUGCAAAAACACAGCCCCAAAAAAUUUGAAAUGACGUUUUUGCUGCAGUUUUUGUUUUUGACUAAAUUUUUUGAGGCAGAUUUUUUUUUUGGGACUGAUUUUUUUACAGGUGAAUUUUGAUGCUCUAAAAAUUGCAAAGUCCCAUCAAUUCAGUCGCAAAAAAAGAGUUGGAAAAAAAUACAGCUAUAAAAAUUUGGACUUAUGUUUUUGCAUCGAUUUUUUUUUGUCUGAAUUUUUUGUGGCAGAAUUUUUUUUGACUGAUUUUUUUUGCGGCAGAAUUUUGAUGCAGUUGAAAAACUGUAGAGUCAUUAAAUCCAGUCGCAAAAAAUGAGUUGAAAAAAUACAGCUACAAAAAAUUGGUAUGAUGUUUUUGCAGCAGAAUUUUUUUGGACUGAUUUUUUCGUGGGAGAAUUUUGAUGCUGGAAAAAAAACUGUAAAAAAAUCAGUCUCACAAAAUGAGUUGCAACAAUACAGCCCAAAAAAAUUGAAAUGACGUUUUUGCGGCAGAUUUUUUUUACUAAAUUUUUGGAGGCAGAUUUUAUUUUGGACUGAUUUUUUUUACAGCUGAAUUUUGAUGCUCCUAAAAAAACUGCCCUUAAAUUAAAAGAAUUCCUAUGUACUGUAUUUUGGUCACUUCCUGUUUACUUAGGGGCAUUUCAGGGUCACUUCCUGCCAUUUUAGGUCACACCCUGUUGGUUUUUUGGCAUUUCUGGGUCACUUCCUGUCAUUUUAGGUCACUUCCUAUUGAUUUAGGGGCAUUUCUGGGUAACUUCCUGUCAUCUUAGAUCACUUCCUAUUGAUUUUGGGGUUAUUUUACAGGUCCUUUCCUGCCAUUUUUGAUCACUUCGUGUUUACUUAGGGGCAUUUCAGACUCACUACCUAUUGAUUUUUCAGGUUAUUUACAGGUCACUUCCUGGCGUUUUAGGUCACUUCCUGUUGAUUUGGAGGCAUUUCUGGGUCACUUCCUGUCAUUUUAGGUCAUUACCAAUGGAUUUUCAGGUCCUUACCUGUGUAUUUUAGUCACUUCCAGUUCAUUUCUUGUUGUUUUUGAGUUAUUUCUUGAUCACUUUCUAUUGAUUUGGGGCCAUUUGUAGGUCAAUUUAUGUUGAGUUGAUCUGUGGUUUUGUUUAGUUUUAGCUUACUGACUAGCAGAGCAAAGCAUCCCCGUGCAAUGACAAAAAAAAUGCAUUUAGUUUUUAAAUAACAUUUUAUUCUUUUGUGUACAUGUAUGAAUAAAAGAAAUUGUAAAAAUACAAUCAUUAAUCAUAAAAAUGACAAUGUUACUUUUUAAAUAGUCACUUGUUUCAAAGAUUUUCAUUUUCACACACCACUUUUGCUAGCCUGUCUCGCUGUAAAAACAAUGCAAUGCAAUCCAUAGAAAUGACAUAUGCUGCUAUGAUGAUCAUGUAAACUAGGAAUGUUUUCUGAAGCCUGAUUUUUCCUUCCAGUUGUUUCAAUGUUUUUCUUUUUCUUUGGAAAGCAUGCUAACUUGAUUCCAUGUCCCUGUAUUCCUGGAAUGAUUUGGACACCGAUGCUUUCUUUGCUGUAGUAAAAAGUGCUCUGAAUGUAAAUAUCCAUCGGAAGAAAUAAAUGCAACUUGCAAUGCAACCUUAA